AUGGAGGCCAGGCGUGAACCAGCAGAACGCGUGCUGGCGGCGCAAUCCGGGCGGGGCGGACAAGAGGAGGUGGAGUCAAAAAGGAGGGAAAAGAAUGACUGCCACGAAGGGAGGGGAAAGCAUCCUUUGGUUGGCCAAUGGGAGAGCGCAAUUACCACGUCCAUGCGAGAUGAGGACUGGGUGCAGAAGUGGCGCCAUAAUUGGUCCCGCACCGACCCGUGCAGUGAGACGAAACACGGAACUUCCCCUGGGCCCUCAUCAUUCAUUCCUGUCCAUCAUUUGGGCAUCUGCCAUCUUCCCGGUAUCAACCCAUCAUCGGGUCCAGACCAAGAUGACCGCGAUGAUCACGAUCUGAUGUCGACACUGAAGAGAAUCGGACGAAACAACGAAGAGACAGCACCGGAUUAUGCCUAACUUGCCCGGAAUCGAAGCCUCUUUCGAUCUCGAUUCCUUUGUUCCGACGAUCCGUCCUAGGUGCUUCUUCCGUGUUGCUGACAGACAAAGCCUACCGCUAGUUCAGGCACUUCCCGCGCUCAGAUCCUGGGUUUGUCACAUUGACACCGUCCUGUUCUUUCGGUUAAAGGAAUCUUGAAGCGUUGGAGAGUGGUAGCAAAGAUGUGAUGAGUUUCGGUGUCAGAACCCUCCUUCAAAAGCUCGCCGAGAAUCCUCGUGUUAAUGUCUGAAUUGUAACCCAACCGUUGGAUGCUCAACACUUUGAUAUCCUUUUUGAGAAUACUAUCCGUGAGAGAGGCGUCUUAAAAAGAGGUUCCCUGUCCAUAACUUGUGUGUUCCCUUGUGGCCCAUUCCACCAAUCACCGUGUCUCC
Molecule: messenger RNA, 825 nt
Organism: Neurospora crassa OR74A
Lineage: Eukaryota; Fungi; Ascomycota; Sordariomycetes; Sordariales; Sordariaceae
Exons: 4
Coding region: 1-414 (137 amino acids)
Source: RefSeq, a predicted model, not a curated record